GGAAGUAGGGCGGGGUUAGCCGAGGUGGAAUCUGGUACCCCAGGACUGCUGCGACCCAGACUAACCAACCCACUGGGAGAGAUGCCUGGGGGUCCUGGAGUCCUCCAAGCGCUGCGCGCCACCAUCUUUCUCCUCUUCCUAAUCUCUGCUGUUGGCCUGGGCCCCGGGUGCCAGGCCCUGUGGGUGGACGGGGGCCCGCCCUCGGUGACCGUGAGCCUGGGCGAAACGGUCCACCUGCAGUGCUUGCACAACGGCAGCAGGCCCGACAGCACCCUCAACAUCACCUGGUGGCGCGUCAUCCAAGGCAACGGCACCUGGCCCGACAUGUUCUGGAGCUAUGGCCAAAAGCCCCACGGUGAGCUGACCAUCCACAUGGUGAACAAGAGCCACAUAGGCAUGUUCAGGUGCCAGGUGGAGGAGAAAGGCCCCAGCCAUAAAGUCCUCAGCUUCCAGCAGUCCUGCGGCACCUACCUCCGCGUGCGCGAGCGGCUCCCCAGACCCUUCCUGGACAUGGGAGAGGCCACCAAGAACAACAUCAUCACAGCCGAGGGCAUCAUCCUGCUCUUCUGCGCCGUGGUGCCUGGGACCCUGCUGCUGUUCAGGAAACGAUGGCAGAACAUGAAGUUUGGGGUGGACACCCAGGAUGACUAUGAAGAUGAAAACCUUUAUGAGGGCCUGAACCUGGAUGACUGCUCCAUGUACGAGGACAUCUCCCGAGGCCUCCAGGGCACCUACCAGGACGUGGGCAGCCUCCACAUUGGAGACGGGGACGUCCAGCUGGAGAAGCCGUGACCCUGUGGGCUGCCCCCAGGCAGAUGUGCUGCGAGCUCUGGUGUCCCCUCACCCCUUCCUGUUCUCUUUUCAUAAUCUUUCCCGCCCCCCCCCCCGCGAGUGUCCUGACUGAACUUCCCCCUUGAGUGUGUCUGCUCUUCUUCCCUCUAGACUGUCCUCAUUCCCUGCACACACCCCAAUUCAGCCCUCCUCCUGCUGCUUUUCCCAGCCUCCCCCCACACCCAGCGGGUAAUGAGCCCUUAAUCGCUGCCUCUAGGGGAGCUGAUUGUAGAUCCUCCGUGUCACCUCCCCCUCCCUGCUCUGUCAUGGCCACUUAGUGAUAAUAAAUCCUU
Neomonachus schauinslandi (Hawaiian monk seal) is the source of this 1124-nucleotide messenger RNA. It is a transcript of the gene CD79A, whose product is annotated as CD79a molecule. NCBI's taxonomy places the organism in Eukaryota, Metazoa, Chordata, Mammalia, Carnivora, Phocidae. The transcript has 5 exons. Gene Ontology annotation, molecular function: transmembrane signaling receptor activity. Gene Ontology annotation, biological process: B cell receptor signaling pathway; B cell differentiation. Gene Ontology annotation, cellular component: B cell receptor complex; membrane; external side of plasma membrane. Bases 82 to 792 code for a protein of 236 amino acids. The record is from RefSeq and is a predicted model, not a curated record.